AUGUCACCGAGCGCUACUAAUGGCGGCAAGAUGAGCUGCGAUCCCGCCGUGGUGGAAACACCCGCCAUCUCGGAACCCUGGGCCGUCGAGAAGGUGCUGGCCACGAUCCAACCGGAGCCGCCUGCCGAAAACACCAGCUCCCCCGUCCCCUUCUUCCACGUGCUCGAGCGACUGAAGACGAACAAGCGGGAGGGAUGGCGCCGUUUCGGCAUCGAUAGGGGCGAAUCAAUCUCCGACCACAUGUACCGCAUGUCCAUGAUGUCUCUUAUGUGUCCUCCCUUGCUUGCGCCCAAGCUCGACCUCCACAAGUGCAUGAAGAUGUGCCUCAUACACGACAUGGCCGAGGCGCUGGUCGGAGACAUCACGCCGGUGGACGGUGUCGCGAAACCGGAGAAGAGCCGGCGCGAGGCCGAGACGAUGGACUUCAUCUCGAAGAACCUCCUGGGCAAGGUACACGGAGGCGUGGCGGGCAAGGACAUGCGGGCCAUCUGGCAAGAGUACGAGGACUCGGAGACGCUGGACAGCCACUUCGUGCACGACCUCGACAAGGUGGAGCUGCUGACGCAGAUGAUCGAGUACGAGAAGCGGGCCAAGAAGACGCUCGACCUGGGCGAGUUCGCGUACGUCUCGACGAGGAUAGUGCUGCCCGAGAUCCAGGAGUGGGCCAAGGAGAUACUCAAGGACCGCGAGGACUUCUGGGGUGCGAAUGACCAUGUUCAUGGCGAGGCUGGCGUCGACGGCGGAGUUGGCGAAGAGAAGUUUGAGCAGCAGGAUGCCUACUACAGCAAGGAGGGUGACAAGGCGACUUGA
This is a messenger RNA of Anthostomella pinea, 810 nucleotides long. The record is from the annotation of a GenBank genome assembly. NCBI's taxonomy places the organism in Eukaryota, Fungi, Ascomycota, Sordariomycetes, Xylariales, Xylariaceae.